UUCAAGAACAGGGACUGAGUUCAGUAAUGGAGUCUUGGCUACUUCCUUUUCUGUUAGCUCUCUCUCUUCUCUUUCGUUACAGCGGCGCGGAAGUUCACUACCAUGAGUUUGUGGUGCAAGCGACGCCAGUGAAGAGGCUGUGCAAGACCCACAACAUCAUCACGGUGAACGGGCAGUUCCCCGGGCCGACCAUAGAGGUAAAGAACGGAGACACGCUGGUGAUCAACGUUGUUAACCGAGCGAGAUACAACGUCACGCUUCACUGGCACGGGGUGCGGCAAAUGAGGACGGCGUGGGCGGACGGACCGGAGUUCGUGACGCAGUGCCCGAUCCGGCCAGGCGGCAGCUACAGGUACCGGUUCACGAUCGAGGGACAGGAGGGGACGCUGUGGUGGCACGCCCACAGCUCCUGGCUCAGGGCUACUAUUUACGGAGCUCUCAUCAUCCACCCCAAGGAUAACUCCUGCCCAUUCACCAAGCCCAAGAGAGAAAUACCUGUUCUCCUUGGAGAGUGGUGGAAUAGGAAUCCCAUUGACGUCGUGCGGCGAGCUACGCGCACCGGAGCAGCUCCCAACAACUCCGACGCCUUCACCAUCAAUGGCGAGCCCGGUGAUCUCUACAAAUGCUCCCGCAAAGACACCACAGUGAUUCCGGCGAUGGCUGGAGAGACCAAUCUCUUCCGGUUCAUCAAUGCGGCGCUGAACACCGAGCUCUUCGUCGCGAUCGCGGGUCACAAGAUGACCGUCGUCGGAGCCGACGCGUCCUACACCAAGCCCUUCACCACUUCGGUGCUCAUGCUUGGACCGGGGCAGACCACCGACGUGCUCGUCACCAUGGACCAGCCGGUGUCUCGCUACUACAUCGCUGCCCGGGCUUACGCCAGCGCGCAGGGCGUGCCCUUCGAUAACACCACCACCACCGCCAUCCUCGAGUACGACUGCGGGUGCUCCGAACCGGUACGGGUCGUGCAGCCUGCAUUCCCCGCCCUCCCGGCCUACAACGACACCAGAGCCGCCUCCGCCUUCUCCGCCGGCAUCAAAAGCCUCUCCAGGGUUAGGGUUCCCGGGCCGGUCGACGAGAACCUCUUCUUCACCGUGGGCUUGGGCUUGUUCGGUUGCCCUGCAGGGAAGACCUGCGGCGGGCCGAACAACACUCGCUUCGGGGCGAGCAUGAACAAUGUCUCCUUUGUGUUGCCCAACAGCUACUCCAUUCUCCAAGCCCACUACCAAGGCGUGCCCGGCGUCUUCACCACCGACUUCCCGGCGGUGCCGCCGGUGCAGUUCGAUUACACCUCCCAAAACAUCAGCCGCAGUCUGUGGCAGCCGAUCGCGGGGACGAAGGUCUACAAGCUCAAGUACGGCUCCGUGGUCCAGCUGGUGCUGCAAGGCACCAACAUCUUCGCCGCCGAGAACCAUCCCAUCCACAUCCACGGCUACGACUUCUACAUCCUCGCGGAGGGGUUCGGAAACUUCAACCCAGCCAAGGACAACGCCAAGUUCAACCUCGUCGACCCGCCGAUGAGGAACACGGUGGGAGUGCCGGUGAACGGCUGGGCGGUCAUCCGAUUCGUGGCGGACAACCCAGGAGUGUGGCUCAUGCAUUGCCAUUUGGACGUUCACAUUACCUGGGGGUUGGCCAUGGCGUUCCUGGUGGAGGAUGGAGUGGGAGAGCUGCAGUCCUUGGAGGCCCCUCCGGUUGACCUGCCUCCAUGCUGAACAUAUUCAUAGAUUUCUUGCCCUUCAUAUCAAAUAUUAUAUCGUAUUUAAUUCAUAUGCUUUAUAUCGUUCAGGAAUGAAUCAUAAAUGCAACGAACAUUAUGUUUGUUACAGUCGAGCGAAAUUUGAUAUGCUCUCACAAGUAUAUCAGAUCUUUUUUUUUUGCG
Musa acuminata AAA Group (dessert banana) is the source of this 1882-nucleotide messenger RNA. Its product is annotated as laccase-3. The record is from RefSeq and is a predicted model, not a curated record. Gene Ontology annotation, molecular function: copper ion binding; hydroquinone:oxygen oxidoreductase activity. NCBI's taxonomy places the organism in Eukaryota, Viridiplantae, Streptophyta, Magnoliopsida, Zingiberales, Musaceae. Gene Ontology annotation, cellular component: apoplast. Gene Ontology annotation, biological process: lignin catabolic process. The coding region runs from base 27 to 1715 and encodes 562 amino acids. The transcript is spliced from 5 exons.